Nezara viridula (southern green stink bug) is the source of this 3063-nucleotide messenger RNA. The record is from the annotation of a GenBank genome assembly. Lineage: Eukaryota; Metazoa; Arthropoda; Insecta; Hemiptera; Pentatomidae.
GUAAUAAUCAACAACUUCAAAAGUUUUCAUGGUUUUAACAUAAUUGAAGAAAUUUUACCCUGCCACAAUGUAAUUGUGGGAGAUAAUGGAGCUGGGAAAUCAGUUUUUUUACAAGCAAUUGAUUUUUUGUUGAGAUUUGAAAAUAAACAAGCAAGCAAAGGGAAUAUAGCAAAUAUACUGAGUCAAAGAGAAAAAAAAGGCUUUAUUGAAAUAUUAUUGUCUGGAUGUGAAUUACCACUUGAAGAUGAUCUAUCCUCUCUUAAGAGAUGCAAUAAUGAUGACAGUGCUUCUAGCACAGCUUCAUUUUUACAACACUCAUAUUCUCAAAUUGAGGCUGCAUUAAAUGAUAAACAGAAUAUUUUAAAUAGUUUAAUUGAAGAAAAUUGUAAAUUGAUUGAAAAGAAAGAGAAAAUUCAUCUAUCAGCUCAAGAUAUUACAAAAACAAUUUUUUUUAUGAAAAAAGGAGAAGAAACGUUUAAGUGUAGUAUACAGUCUAAGGCUGAAGAGAAGAUUAAAUGUAUAUAUGAAGAGUUAGAUAAUGUUACGAAAGAGUUGGAAUCAAGAAAAAAUGUUUUAACAGAACUGGAUUCUCAAAAACAGUUGAAAGAAGGAAUGAGACUACAUUUAUUAUCAAAAAUACAAAGAACUAAAGAUUUUCCGAGCAAGGAAGAAAGAAAUUUGCAGCUCCAUGUGAAAGUCAAAUCAAUGUCAGAGCAAAUUAAGAAUAUAGAAGAAGAGUUAAAUAUACUUUCAAUUAGAAAAGAAGAAUUACUUUAUAGCAAAGAAUUUAUGGAUGGGAAAAUUGAGAAUCUGAAAAAACAAUUGCAAGAACAAGAAGAGUCUUUUGGUCAAAAUAUUUUUCAAGCUAAACAGCGAUUGAAUAGUUUCUUUGAUUCUAUGAGUGACAUCCGAAGAGAAGAAAGAAUAUUAGAAGAUAAAAUCUCAGAAAUUUCUUUGAAUAUUCAAGAAAAAAUGUUACAACUCAAGAAAAAAAUUGGAAGUGCCACUGUUAUUGGAGCUGAAAGCCUCCUUACAGUCGUAGAAGCCUGUAAAAGUUCUCAGAGUCAUAAAUGGCUGAGUGAUGGUUAUUAUGGUAUGGUAAUAGAAAAUUUUGAAUGCCCUGAAGAGCUGAGUAUAGCUGUUGAAAGCGCAAUUGGAAAUAGAUUGUUUGCACACAUUGUCUCAAAUAUCAAAAUUGGUACCAAUAUCCUAAAGGAAAUAAAUAAUCACAAACUGGGCGGUGAAAUACUGUUCCUACCUAUGGACAACUUAAUUGAGACAUCUUAUAUUUAUCCUGUAUAUGAAGAUGUUGAACCAAUUCUCAAUAGAAUGAAAUUCAAACCACAAAUGGAAAAAGUUAUGAAAUAUUUAUUUGGUCGUGUCUUGAUUUGUAGAAAUAUUGAUGUUGCAGUCAAUGUUAUGAAAAAAACUAGUGGAUUAAUAUCUAUAACACUGGAAGGAGAUAAGGUAUCCAAAAGUGUUAUGUCUGGUGGGUAUGUUAGUAACUCAAAAUGUUCCAAGAUCUUGUUUUCAGAAAUUAAUCGUCUACAAGAAACCAAUAUAUUAAAAACUGAAGAACUUGAAAAUGUUCAAAAUAAAAUAAAUGAGUUGGAAGAAAAAAUUAAUCGUGGAAUAUCAUACAACCAGAAACUCAAAAAGAAAUAUUCCAGCACUGUUCUGAAAGAAAAUUUACAAAGACUGAUUGAUGAUCAGAAGUAUGGAAGCAAGGAAUUUAUGAACAUUAAUGUACUGAUUGAAAACAAGAAACAUUCCAUUAGAGAACUUCUAGUAUCCCGGAGGAUGUUAAUUGAAGAAAUAUCUGAGGAUUUUGAAGAAAUAAAUGAAAAAAUAAAUGAUGAGGUCAUAUUACUUAAUAGAGAAAUAAAGGAAUAUGAAAACAAUCUCCACCAUAAAAAUCUUGAGCUGACUGCGUUAGAAAGUAAAAAAUUGAAAUUGGAAAAUGAUUUAUGUCAUCAAAGAAAGUUGAAAAGUUUACAAGAACUUGAUAAAUCUGAAAUGAAGACUUAUAUGAAGAAACUUACAGAUUAUAAAUUGAAGGAGGAAAUAAUAGAUAAUCGGACCAAAAUGAUAAUAAAUAAAAUUGAAGAAACUGAGAAAUCAAUAGCUGAUUUAAUCAGUGAAAAACUUAAAUUGGAAGAGGAUAUAAAAGAGAGUUCAGAAUUAGAUAUAUCCAUUGGAAGGAGAGAUAAAAUCAUCAAAAAAAUAAUGCUGUAUAAGAACAGAUUGUCUAAGUACCAAGCUGUGUAUAGUAAAAUUCAUAUCUCUUCGAAUGAGUCAAAUGAAUAUUCUGAGUUCAGCCUGCCAAUGCUAUAUAAUGAACUAAAAAAUGAGAACAAAAUCUUGAAAUUAGCUUUAGAAAACAGCAAAAAUGAGAGAAGGAAGAAAAGAAUUACAAAUCUGUAUAAAAAAUAUGAGCGGUUAUACAAUGGUUUUACAAAUAAUUAUGUAAUAUAUUCACAUUUCGUGGAGUGGUAUCACAGUUAUAUAGAACAAUGUUUAAACAAUGUGUCAGAUAGUUUUUCAGAAUUUUUUGAAUCAUUAACGUCUGGUGGAGAUGCAAAUUUAUUUCUGGACAAUGAGGAAUCAUCUGGCAGUUGGCCAGCAUUAGAAAAUAUUACAGGGCUUCAAAUGUGUGUACAAUUUCCAAAUUCAGCUGAGACGUGGAAUCUUUCGAACUUAUCAUUUAGCCAGUCAUCAUUAGUUGCUCUUGCAUUAAAAUUCUCUGUAAUCAAAAGUUUUACCAUUCCUAUUUUUAUUUUGGAUGAAAUUGAUCGGCCAUUAGAAGAUGAACAGCAAAAAUUAGUCUGCCAUCAAAUUUUAAAAUUAGAGGGUCAAGUUCAAACUUUCACUGCAUCACACUCCCAAGAAUGGAUUAAACUUGGCAAAAAUGUUUAUCAUGCAACAUUUAAUUAUACAGGUAGCAAUAUUAAGAAACUUACUGCAACAGAAGUAGCACAUUUUCUUAAUGAAAGACAGACGCCAGUUGCUCAAAGUCAUAGUUUUGGUUCUGGAUAUGAUACAGUUUCUUCAAUCCUUGCAUAG